Messenger RNA from Macadamia integrifolia, 1083 nucleotides. RefSeq names its product GATA transcription factor 16-like. Gene Ontology annotation, biological process: regulation of DNA-templated transcription. NCBI's taxonomy places the organism in Eukaryota, Viridiplantae, Streptophyta, Magnoliopsida, Proteales, Proteaceae. Gene Ontology annotation, molecular function: sequence-specific DNA binding; zinc ion binding. Bases 375 to 818 code for a protein of 147 amino acids. The transcript is spliced from 3 exons. The record is from RefSeq and is a predicted model, not a curated record.
GUGUCUGUGUCGGUUCGGUUGUUAUCAUCUUCUCACUCAUUCACUCCAAUAUAUAUAUUCUAUAAAUCUCUCAUGGACUGUUCAUAUCGAUUUCUUAUUUAUUUUCCCAAAUUCCUUCUUCAGUUCACUUCUUCUUCGUAGCCGCAACUCACCAGCAUAGGGAUCACAACGCCUCUAGUCCUUCUCUCUCCCCUGUUUCACAUAAGAUCUGAUCCAGUUAUUUAGCCCUUUGUUCUAUAUUUGUUAACUUCGUCGCUGGUUUCGUGGCUGAUCUCUUUGUUGAAGUCAGUAUUCAGUAUUUCCUUCCACUAGAACUCUGAUUGAUCCCCUGUUCCACCCAUCGUUCUGGGUUCAUUUUGGCUUAAGUAACAUUGAUGAUGGAUCUGACUGAAAAAAUACAUGGAUCAGAGUCCGAGGGGAUGGAUAGCAAAUGCCCUGACGCGGUUUCAUCGGAAGAAGGCCAGGCUAGCGAUCCUAAGAAGAGCUGUUCCGAUUGCAUGACUACGAAAACCCCCUUGUGGAGAGGCGGACCAGCUGGGCCUAAGUCACUCUGUAAUGCUUGCGGGAUCAGAUACAGAAAGAAAAGAAGGGCUCUCCUUGGCUUGAACAAAGGAGGACCGGAGAAGAAGAAAGAUGGGAGAAGUAACCCAAGCAACAACAACAAGAAGCUCGGUGUCUCACUAAAGCUGAGAAUACUAGAAUUAGGGAGGGAGGUGUUUCUGGAUAGAUCAACCAUGGAGAAGCAGAGGAAGUUGGGAGAAGAAGAACAGGCGGCCGUUCUACUGAUGGCCUUAUCUUGUGGCUCUGUUUAUGCCUAAUCAAUCGUUUAGAUAUUUGAGAAAUUUCAGUUUUCUGUCAAGUUUUGAUGUUUAUCCCUGUAAACCCUUUUCCUUUUCCUUUUUGUUUGAUGGGGGUUUUGGGGGGUUAUAGACAUAAAAGAAGAAAUUGAGGGUAGGUAGGAGAGGGAAGAAUUGAAUGGUUGAGAUGGAUGGAUGAGGAUAGAUUGCAGAUCAUGGUUUUGCUAACAAGGAUUAAAUCCUGUACUCUUUUCUUUCCAUAAAUAUAUCUAUAAAUCUUUUUAUA